Molecule: messenger RNA, 2169 nt
Organism: Ananas comosus (pineapple)
Lineage: Eukaryota; Viridiplantae; Streptophyta; Magnoliopsida; Poales; Bromeliaceae
Product: zinc finger protein ZAT1-like
Exons: 1
Coding region: 669-1724 (351 amino acids)
Source: RefSeq, a predicted model, not a curated record
AAUAAUAAUAAUAAUAAUAAUAAUAAAGCCGGUCCACGGUGAUCCCAACGGUGGGGCCCAAAAUUCCCUAAAACCAAGCAACAAUAUCUAAAACCAACCAAUCAGCAUCUGCCACGUGGCCAUUCCUCAGCUCCCCUGUUUCGUGUUCCAAAGAAGCGACGGUGAGAUGAAAAGGAUCCCCACCACCACCGUCCGAUGCUCUUCCCCCGAUCCGACGUGGCAUGAUCCUCUCCGUCCAAUCGUCCCCCGUGUGAUUCUCCCUCGCGCACACGUGCUCCUCCCUCUCUCUCUCUCUCUCUCUCUCUCUCUCUCUCUCUCUCUCUACUUUGCUUCACUUGCAUGGAUUUCUCCUCCCAACCAAUCCGACCCAACAAAACAACGACGCCUCGCCAUUUUUAAGCUAACCACCCCCUCCUUUCUCUCUCUCUCUCUCUCUCUCUCUCUCUCUCUCUACAUGCUAAAGCUCUCACCUUUUCUCUGCGCAGUGGGGAAUCAUGAGAUCUACAAUUCCAAAUUGGUUUCUUUCAGCAUUUUCUGGAUGCGUUCUUCUCGAUUCGAUCUGAAACCCCGUAAUUUCGGAGUUUCGAUCGGUUUUUUCAGAGUAGUUUGAGCUUCAUUUGAUCUUGCUCUGUUUUUUUCUUUCUUUUUUUUUGAUUCCCCUGUUUUUAAUGGAGACGAAGCAUAGCUGCAAGGCUUGUGGGAAGAGCUUCCCCUGCGGGAGAUCGCUGGGCGGGCACAUGAGAUCUCACUUGUCGCUCAUCGCCCCCCCGUCGGAGGCGGCGGAGGAUAAUGCAAGGAUCGGGCGAAGCUCGAUCGGAUCGGCGUCGCGAUCUUACGUUCUCCGAGAGAAUCCUAAGAGGACUUGGAGGGUCGCAAGCCGCGACACCGAUCUCGAUCUCAAGAGUGAAAGAGUUUUCGCUCCUCGGAAGCAGUUUUCAGAGCACUCCAAGUGCCAUUCAGAAGAAGAACACGAAGAGAGUUCGUCGUGGAAAGAGCAAGAGGAUGUGGCGCUUUGCCUCAUGAUGCUCUCGAGGGACGUUGACGAUAAAGGAGUUGAUAAAGAAUCGAAAGAGGAUCCGGGUUCUCUCACGAACGACACCGAGAGAUCGAAGAGGCGAUCGAAACUGUGCUUUUUACCGAACGGAAAGGCGAAUUCCGGCGCUUCCGACGAAGGUCCAGCUGAGAACUCCCGCGUCUCCGAAAUCAAUAAGGAGAACGGCGGUUCCGGCGAUUUCGGUAGCUCCACUAAGAAGAAGAAGAGGCCGUACAAUUGCGCCACUUGCGACAAAUCGUUUCCUUCCUACCAAGCUCUCGGAGGCCACCGCGCGAGCCACAAGAGGAUCAGGGGAUUCGUGUGCUCGUCGAAGGCGCAGGAGAAUAGCGCGGAGACAAACGCUUCUUUCGAAUCGACGACGCUCAAAGAAACUCUCAACAAAGACAUCGGUGCCGAUCAUUGCUGUGCGGAAACGAAGAGCGUAAAUCGCCACCAGUGCCCGUUCUGCUUCAAGAUCUUCCCCUCUGGCCAAGCUUUGGGAGGUCACAAAAGGUCGCAUUUGGUUUCAAGAUCGGAUUUUGGCGAAGUUUCGGGCAUCAACCAAAACUUCGAAAUCGGGCAGAGAAAACUGAAACAGCGGAAUUUGAUCGAUCUCAAUCUCCCCGCUCCCGUCGACGAGGAUUCGAGUAAUACUAAUGAGAAUUAUGAGUUUAAGUCAUGGUGGAUUUGAAAAAGAGUACAUAAUCUUGAUUAUGCAGAUCUAUUUAACUCAUUCUUUUCAUUUAGUAAUCUUUAGAUUUGUUAAUGAAUCAAAUGUUUUUUUUUUUUUCCAAAGCUCAAAUAUUCCUUUUCCUCUUCUUCUCUCAGAUUUUAUUUGAACCACAUAAUAUUAUGAUGGAUGAUUUGUCACAAUUAAGAUCACUAAAGUUUCUAAAAUGUGAAUUACCAUUUUGGCCAAGGUAUAGUAAUUUGUUCUAGAUACAAAUUAUUUGAAUUGGUCUAUAUAAAGUUUUGGCCUUUUUUAAUCAGAUGUCAAUAUGUUAACAAACUGCUGAAAGGGAAAGCAAGGAUGGAUGAACAGAUGUACUAUGCACUAUUUACUGCCCUAUGAUUUUCUCUUUAUUAAAUAUGAAAUGCAUUGCUUAUUUUUGUAUGUCCAAGUUGUUUUUUUUUCU